Molecule: messenger RNA, 3083 nt
Organism: Anarrhichthys ocellatus (wolf-eel)
Lineage: Eukaryota; Metazoa; Chordata; Actinopteri; Perciformes; Anarhichadidae
Gene: b3gat1b
Product: beta-1,3-glucuronyltransferase 1 (glucuronosyltransferase P) b
Exons: 8
Coding region: 584-1591 (335 amino acids)
Biological process (GO): chondroitin sulfate proteoglycan biosynthetic process; carbohydrate metabolic process
Cellular component (GO): Golgi membrane
Molecular function (GO): galactosylgalactosylxylosylprotein 3-beta-glucuronosyltransferase activity
Source: RefSeq, a predicted model, not a curated record
UGAUCUGUCAGCCCUUUUGAAAUGUCCAGUACGGAGACAGGACUCGCUGCUUACGGAGGCUUAUCUAAUGCUUUCCCGGGUCUACUAUCAGAGUGUAUGUUGAGCAAGGACAAGAGAUGAGUUGGUCAGACCCUCUGCUAUCUAUCUGGGGGAAUUACAGAGAACUUUCACAUGGAUAAAAAGGGCUGGCACUGACGACGCGACCCUACCCGGGGAUUGGAUAGCACCCCACCAGAUGCUGCGAACCAAAUCCACGAGUUGUCACCCCGACUCUGGUGCUCAUAUGUGUACCAAACACGCUCUCCUUCCCCUGGAAGACAACUUGAUGGAUCCCUCUGUUCACCACAGCUGACACAUCAAGGCCCGGCACCAUUAUCAGCACCUUAAGCAUUAGCACAGCACAACAGGAUUAGAGUCAGUGGAUCAUCGCUAAUUUCUGGAUCAUCGGCUGAACUGGACCACCGGGACACGCACUCUCCUCUUGUCCAGCCCUCUUCAUACAGACAGAGCCUCCGUCCUUGAACUGACCAUGUGUGUAUGCUAUAAACAUAGGUAGAGGCAUAACUCAGGUCUGAUACUGGAGAUGCCGAAGAGACGAGACAUCGUCGCCAUUGUGUUGAUCGUGCUGCCUUGGACACUGCUCAUUACUGUUUGGCACCAAAGCGCCAUCACUCCUCUGCUCGCUACACGAAAGGAUGACAGACGGGAUGGUCGCUCCAACUCAAGGAAUACUUUUGCCCUCAAGGAGUCCUGCUCCCUUCAGAACAGGGACAUCAUGGAGGUGGUGCGCACUGAGUACGUCUACAGCCGGCCCCCGCCGUGGUCCGACAUCCUGCCCACGGUCCACGUCAUCACUCCCACCUACAGCCGGCCGGUGCAGAAGGCAGAGCUGACACGUCUGUCCAACACCUUGCUGCACGUGCCCAACCUGCACUGGAUCCUGGUGGAGGACUCCCAGAGGAGGACCACUCUGGUCGGCCGUCUCCUCCAGGAGACGGGACUCAACUACACCCACCUGAACGUGGAGACGCCCAGGAACUAUAAGGUACGCGGGGACACUCGGGACCCCCGCAUACCUCGGGGUACCAUACAGAGGAACCUGGCCCUGCGGUGGCUCAGGGAGACUUUUGGCAUAAACAGCAGCCAGUCUGGGAUUGUCUACUUUGCAGAUGAUGACAACACGUACAGUCUGGAGCUGUUUGAGGAGAUGCGUUCCACCAAAAAGGUGUCAGUGUGGCCCGUGGCCUUUGUAGGUGGCCUACGAUACGAGUCCCCUAAAGUAAACACCUUGGGCAAGGUGUACGGCUGGAAGACUGUGUUCGACCCACACCGGCCCUUCGCCAUCGACAUGGCUGGGUUUGCUGUGAACCUGCGCCUCAUUCUGUCCAAACCUCAGGCUUAUUUCAAGCUACGUGGAGUGAAGGGAGGUUAUCAGGAGAGCAGUUUGUUAAAGGAGCUGGUCACUCUCAGCGAUUUGGAGCCUAAAGCUGCUAACUGCACUAAGGUAUUAGUAUGGCACACGCGGACAGAGAAGCCUGUGCUCGUAAAUGAGGGCAAGAAGGGAUUUACAGACUCUAAUGUGGAGAUAUGACAUACUUCAUCUGACACAGGGGCAUUUCUCCAUUGGAUUCUACUCGGAUUCAAACCAAACUCAGAGCUCCUUCCAGUAAUAUCCAGGGGUCCAAAAUAUCAUCACAGCACAGCACAGUAGCCGUACUUCAUCAACUGAGGCACACCUGUCCGCCCCAGGAGGCAGCACACGGAGUAUCAAAGCACAACUGCACAAUAAAACGUGCUGCUCAGAGCACUGGCUGAUGCGAGACACCGGUAAGAGUUGCCAAAAGGAGCUUGCCCACUGAGGUCUCCUCGGAGAGCUGAGACAAAGGAUGUUACGUGAUUUUAACUGCAGGAAGAGAUGGCACAGCAAGCAAUAAAGAGCCCUCUGAGCGCAGACAACACCAGCCAACCAUCCAAUCAGCAUUAAAUAGGGCCCUUUUGUUCUGAGGCGAGCUGGCUGUCGGGCACUGGGCUGCAUGGAGGAACAAAAGGGGCCCUUGUCUUAAGUGAGUCAGCACUGACUGACAGACUGCAGUGAGAGGAUCUGAGCCCCCCCCCCACACUUGUACUGUACAACACUGAGCUAUUUAGAUAGCACCCUGAACCCAGCACUAAUUAGGAGUCCCGUUACUCCUCAACACACAUUCACACAUGCUCAGCUGUCACACUGCACACAGUGAGCACACAGACACACAUGCACUGAAGAGCACGGAGCAAUGAUUUAUUACAGUAUAACAGCAACGUCUUCUCUUACAGUCAUUUACUCCAAGCUCUUGUUUAUUCCUGACAUGCUGUAACACUACUGAGGUCUACUGCUAUUUGAAAAGAAGAUUCAAUAUCCCUAGCGGCCUGUUCACCUCACAGUCAUCUGCAUAUAAGCUAAUUAAGAUCCCACUGAGUGAGCUGAUGGUUUCUCAGCAGAAUUAUUUAUUGUUUCAGUGUAACCGGUACCAUUCACUUGUUAGUCGUGAGCUAGGCAUGUGCGAGUCGAUGGGAUACGAAGCCAUUAAUCUAAAAAUGUGAUGUGCAGCCUUUCAAAUAGCUGUAUUACACAAUCUAAUUAUUCCCACCAUGGAUGGCUGGCUCGCAAGUGACGAUUUCAUACCCCAUUGACUUGCAGUGGCACUGCUUACAAACGCUAAUGUUCUCAGACUCUGUGGCUGUUAGGAGUUUGGUCAGUUAUCGAUGUGUCAGGCAUCCGAAACUUUCACUCAAAGAUUGGGGUCUGAUGUUGCUACAAUGCUGCUUGUGUUUCAUUUGAAAGCUGUUCACAUCCCUCCUGCCUCAGCUCAGGUUGUCCCAUAAACCAUUUUUUUUGUUUCACAGAAAAUGUCAUUAACUGCACUCUGCAGUAUAUUCACACAAGCAAAGCAAAUCUAACAGAAAUAUCAAAUAAAAACGUAUUGCCCUUUAAGUGGAAAUCCACGGGUAAGAGAAUAUACUUGGAAAUGUUUCUCUAUGUGUAAAGAGUCACUGUAUCUCAAGGUACUGUAUGUAUAUAGCUAUAAACUGCUCCCAUACAAACA